AUGACUAAAGGUUUUAUUGUUUUUUUCCACGUAAUCUGUCAGCUGAGACAUUACUGGUUGAAUAUCAAUCAUCGAAUAACAUCAUCAUCAUCAUCAUCAUCAUCAUCAUCAUCAUCAUCAUCAUCAUCAUCAUCAUCAUCAUCAUCAUCAUCAUCAUCAUCAUCAUCAUCAUCAUCAUCAUCAUCAUCAUCAUCAUCAUCAUCAUCAUCAUCAUCAUCAUCAUCAUCAUCAUCAUCAUCAUCAUCAUCAUCAUCAUCAUCAUCAUCAUCAUCAUCAUCAUCAUCAUCAUCAUCAUCAUCAUCAUCAUCAUCAUCAUCAUCAUCAUCAUCAUCAUCAUCAUCAUCAUCAUCAUCAUCAUCAUCAUCAUCAUCAUCAUCAUCAUCAUCAUCAUCAUCAUCAUCAUCAUCAUCAUCAUCAUCAUCAUCAUCAUCAUCAUCAUCAUCAUCAUCAUCAUCAUCAUCAUCAUCAUCAUCAUCAUCAUCAUCAUCAUCAUCAUCAUCAUCAUCAUCAUCAUCAUCAUCAUCAUCAUCAUCAUCAUCAUCAUCAUCAUCAUCAUCAUCAUCAUCAUCAUCAUCAUCAUCAUCAUCAUCAUCAUCAUCAUCAUCAUCAUCAUCAUCAUCAUCAUCAUCAUCAUCAUCAUCAUCAUCAUCAUCAUCAUCAUCAUCAUCAUCAUCAUCAUCAUCAUCAUCAUCAUCAUCAUCAUCAUCAUCAUCAUCAUCAUCAUCAUCAUCAUCAUCAUCAUCAUCAUCAUCAUCAUCAUCAUCAUCAUCAUCAUCAUCAUCAUCAUCAUCAUCAUCAUCAUCAUCAUCAUCAUCAUCAUCAUCAUCAUCAUCAUCAUCAUCAUCAUCAUCAUCAUCAUCAUCAUCAUCAUCAUCAUCAUCAUCAUCAUCAUCAUCAUCAUCAUCAUCAUCAUCAUCAUCAUCAUCAUCAUCAUCAUCAUCAUCAUCAUCAUCAUCAUCAUCAUCAUCAUCAUCAUCAUCAUCAUCAUCAUCAUCAUCAUCAUCAUCAUCAUCAUCAUCAUUUACUUUGAUGCUUUUUGUAUAUAUUGUGAUUUCUUUUGAUUGAUUUGCUCUAACCUUUUUAACGUAAAUUGAAAUAGUUUAAUGGCAGUAAAUAUGGAAUAAAUUCUUUGUGCUUUGUUCAUUUGGUAUUGACUGAUUAUAAGUUUCUUUGAACAUUAACUAGUGAUUCAAACUCUUUGUUAUUAUUUGAACUCAUCAUUCUGACAACGCUAAGCUUUAUAUAUAAAGAUUAAAUGUCAUUCAUAUUGGACUAGAUUGAAGUAUUUUUGUUUUAAUCAUGGAAAUAUUCAAUAGUACAAUCAAGUUAAGUAUAGUAAACCUAAAUAACAGAUUUCCUGAUUAUUCACAUAAUUUGCACACUUAUUUAUGUUCCAAUAUUAAAAAUUGAAUAAGAAACGAAUCAUUUGCACCACUGAAAAGUAUCAUAGUAAACCUAAGUUACAUUAUUGUUGGUUUGUAGUUGGCAAUGAAUAUGUUAACUAACCUACAUUAAAAUUAAUAUAUAUUUAUAUUGAGUGGUUAGUCGGUUUUUUUCAAUACACCACAUACUAUUUCCAUUACUCUAUAAAAUCCACCAUAUGUGAUGAAUAAUCGAGAAAAAUGACUGAUAUAUACCCUUCAUUUAACCUUAUUUCCUUGAUGUAAAAACACGUAUUGCUAUCUUAAUGUUAAACACCCUUGUUCACGUUUGAUCACGUAAAAGAAUGCUAUGAAAUGAAGUGCUCAUUUAAAUUGAAAAAAAUGGUAAUAAAUUUGUUUUAUG
Messenger RNA from Schistosoma rodhaini, 1785 nucleotides. The record is from the annotation of a GenBank genome assembly. Lineage: Eukaryota; Metazoa; Platyhelminthes; Trematoda; Strigeidida; Schistosomatidae.